Vicia faba (fava bean) is the source of this 699-nucleotide messenger RNA. Lineage: Eukaryota; Viridiplantae; Streptophyta; Magnoliopsida; Fabales; Fabaceae. The record is from the annotation of a GenBank genome assembly.
AUGCAAGACCCUUCCCGACCCGCCACCGGCUACCCAGCUUACAACCACCCCAACGCCGCCCAAUACCCCUACGCCGCACCCCCUCCAUACUACCACCAACCCCCACCACCCCCUCGUCCCUACGCCUCCCGCUCCUUCUUCCGCGCCUUCUUCGCCACCAUGAUCUGCCUCGCCGUCAUCUUCGGCGUCAUCAUCGUCAUCACAUGGCUCGUCCUUCGCCCUUCCCUCCCUCACUUCACCUUAACAUCUCUCUCCCUCUCCAACUUCUCCGCCUCCAACCAAUCCCUCUCCGGCACCUUCCGCCUCUCUUUCAACGUCCGUAACGGUAAUAGAAAAAUGUCCGUUACUUAUAACGCUCUCCGUUCCUCCAUCUUUUACCACUCCAACUACAUCGCUGAAUCGGAGCUUGCGCCGUUUAAGCAGGACACGAAAUCUGAAACGGCGCUUAACGUUACUUUCGCCGCUGCUAAUGCUUACUUUGAACCCGGUGCUGUUAGAGAUCUUAACGGCGAUAGAACUCGCGGCUCGGUUCCGUUUGAUGUGCAGAUUUCCGCUUCUACUUCGUUUCGGUCUGGUUCGUGGAGGUUUAGGCCGAGGAUUCUUAAGAUUGUGUGCCGGAGAGUUGUGGUUGGGAUUUCGUCGAAUUCGACUUCUGGUGAAUUGGUUGGUUUGCCCGGUGAAUGUCAGGUGUGGACUUGA